ACAUUCGCCGUUCCCUCAAAGUCCUCCUCAGCAACAUGCGUGGAAUCUUCCUUGCUCUGAGUGUGGCGUCCUUCGCCUCCGCUACGGUCUUCCAGGACUGCGGCUCGGUCGGGUCCGACGUGGUCCUCACCGUGGAGAACUGCGAACUGCCUCCGUGUCUGCUGGAACGCGGCUCCACCUACAGCGUCAACAUCCAGUUCACGUCCAGCCAGACCUCGGACGUGCUGACCAUCGCCGCCUCAGCCAACCUGGCCGGCGUGAACGUCCCUUGGCCCGGAAUAGACACUGACGGAUGCAAGCAGCUGGAAGGAGGCUCCAACCCGUGCCCUUACAGUGCUGGCAGUCGCGUCGACUGGACCAUGCCUGUGGACGUCCUCAGCGAGUACCCAGCGCUGUCGACCGUCGUGACGUUCAAGCUGAAGAACGCCGCCGGGGACCCUGAGGCGUGCACGGUGGUUCCUGUGACCCUCGUGUAGCGUGGCUGCCUGAGCCGCCGCCGGGGCCUUCUGCAGGACAAGUCGACUCGGGGCCGAGCGCCUCCAGAGCACAAGAACACAACGUGGUCACACCUGAGUGAUAGCGCUGCAACGCCGUGAGAGAAAUGGCAGCUGGUGUUCAUGGGAAAACGUCUCUCGGGGAGCAACACUGACACCUGCUGUCUCCCGAAAGGAGCCUAGGCCUACUGGACUCGCC
Messenger RNA from Penaeus chinensis, 693 nucleotides. RefSeq names its product NPC intracellular cholesterol transporter 2-like. The record is from RefSeq and is a predicted model, not a curated record. Bases 36 to 476 code for a protein of 146 amino acids. Gene Ontology annotation, biological process: sterol transport. NCBI's taxonomy places the organism in Eukaryota, Metazoa, Arthropoda, Malacostraca, Decapoda, Penaeidae. Gene Ontology annotation, molecular function: sterol binding. The transcript has 5 exons.